AUGUCAUCUGAUGACCACGUCUCUUCUUGUAGAAAGAACAGCAACAUCGCCAAGCAGACUGCCGCCGACUACAUCUGGGGCGAGAAAUCAUGGGAUGAUAGAAAGACGCGUUUGGCCGAUGCUCUCUUGUCCACCGGACCCUUAGAUAUCUGGGGUGCCCAAGAAGUGCUUUCUGCUCAACUGAGCGACCUCGCUUGGUUGUUUGGUUCUGAUUACGGCCACGUGGGUGUGGGACGCGACGACGGCAAGGAAGCGGGCGAGUUCAGUCCGAUCUUCUACAAUUCGACAAAGUUUGAUGUGGUCAGGUGGAACACUACUUGGUUGUCGACCACUCCUGACGUUCCCGGAUCUAUCGGCUGGGAUGCAGGUCUCACUCGUAUUGCCACCCUCCUUACGUUGAGGUACAGAGACGGUGACCAGGAAGGCAAGCUGGUACACGCUUUCAAUACUCAUUACGACGAUCAGGGUGUCGAGGCUAGGGCCAACAGCAGUCUCUUGCUCCGAGCGACCAUCAAGCAGUGGGUCGAUGAUGUCGAGCAGGCCGAGAACGCUGGCGGCGAUGCGCCUGUCGUCUUCUUUGGUGAUUUCAACUCACCACCUGAAGAAGAUGGCUAUCAGAAUAUGGUCUCGCUUUCACCUCUCCCCUCUGGCAACGCCUCCUUCACCUUCCUAGACACAUACACCCACCUCCUCACAUCCACAUCAAACUCGUCCCUCUCAUCCACUUACGGUCCUCUCCAAACCCGACCUUACGGCCCAGCGCACACCUACACAGGCUUUGAAGCUCCAGGUUACAACAUGACCAAGCGAAUCGACUUUAUCUUGCUCGGCGCUGAGCUUGACGAAGCGCAGCAAGGGGGUGGAUGGGGCGCGAGAGGGGGGUGGGAGGUGAGCAGGUUUGGGGUGGUGGAAAAUUAUGUGGAGGGGGAUGUUGAUGGGUUUAAUGCGAGGUGGAGUGAUCAUAGGGCUGUGAGAGCUACUAUUGCCAAGCAGACUAGUUCUUGA
This is a messenger RNA of Cryptococcus amylolentus CBS 6039, 1005 nucleotides long. RefSeq lists its product as hypothetical. The transcript is spliced from 4 exons. The coding region runs from base 1 to 1005 and encodes 334 amino acids. NCBI's taxonomy places the organism in Eukaryota, Fungi, Basidiomycota, Tremellomycetes, Tremellales, Cryptococcaceae. Gene Ontology annotation, molecular function: 3'-5'-RNA exonuclease activity. The record is from RefSeq and is a predicted model, not a curated record.